AUGAAUCGAAGUGCAACAAGUGAACAAAUGACGAAUAUUAUAUCUGGGGAGCAAUAUCCAACAUUAUCCUGCAUCAUACCUCUUACUCGCGGCGUACAAGUGGCGCUAAGAAAUUGCAGUUCUUAUUCUGAAGUCGCUAGCAGAUCCAAGAAGAUCCAAGAGCGAAAUGCAGAUAAUGCUCAAACAUUUGUUGUUGACGAUUUGAUGAUGUUAGAAACAUUAGAAUCUCAAGCUCAAUUCCAGGUCCCAAAUAGAUCUCCACAGCCUACUUCACCUCUCGAAACACUUUCUAAUUCAUCUUCAGAUUCCCAGCAGAUAACUUCUGGGGUGACUGGCGAGAAUUUAUGGGAGCAUCUAGAUAAAAGGGUAUUGGAAUUUUCUAGCAUAGAAAACCCUUCAACAUCAGCAAUUAUCAAGGUGAAACAGUAUGUAGAGCUACCGUAUUUGGAUAUAAAAACCAAUCCACUUACAUUUUGGGCACUUCGCAAAGUCACCAACAACGGUCUAUCUCUAUUUAAAACUGCUUUAAAGUAUUUAUGCAUUCCAGCCACUUCUGUGCCCUCGGAAAAAGUUUUCUCUAAGGCUGGACUCUUGUGUAACUAA
Molecule: messenger RNA, 603 nt
Organism: Arctia plantaginis
Lineage: Eukaryota; Metazoa; Arthropoda; Insecta; Lepidoptera; Erebidae
Source: the annotation of a GenBank genome assembly